Messenger RNA from Fusarium vanettenii 77-13-4, 1059 nucleotides. RefSeq lists its product as uncharacterized. Gene Ontology annotation, molecular function: chitin binding. NCBI's taxonomy places the organism in Eukaryota, Fungi, Ascomycota, Sordariomycetes, Hypocreales, Nectriaceae. The transcript has 4 exons. The coding region runs from base 1 to 1059 and encodes 352 amino acids. The record is from RefSeq and is a predicted model, not a curated record.
AUGGAGUUUUCACUGCUGUUCCUGUGUAUAUUCUCUUUAGCGUUGGCGUCGUUUCCCCACGACUUUGGAUUCUCAUCCCCUCUCAUCCUACCGCGCGCAACAAACCCCACUAGCAAAGACGGCAACUGUGGUUCUAAUUCAGAGACUAACGCGACAUGCCUCACCUCCACUUUUGGCAACUGCUGCUCUGAGAAAGGUUUCUGCGGUAAGACUUCAGCAUACUGCGCCGAGGGAUGUCAAGAUGCGUUUGGCACCUGCUCGUCGAUGCCUGAUGGGCAGCUUGUGAGCACUUCGGGAUCAUGUGGUGCGACUUCCACAAGCAAUGUCACAUGUCAAGGGAGCACGUAUGGAAACUGCUGCUCUGAGUUGGGGUACUGUGGCAAGAAUUCGACUUAUUGUGGUGACGGGUGCCAAAGCGAGUUCGGUACUUGUUCAUCAUCCGAUGACGAGUCCUCCACGACCACCGCAGAAAGUGACAAGACUUCUACCUCGACGGCGGCCUCAUCCACGAGUUCUGGUGCUAUUUCGAUUGACGGAAACUGCGGAUCUAAUUCGGAUAUCAACGCUAUCUGCAAAGGCAGCGAGUUUGGCGAUUGCUGCUCGGGAUUGGGGUACUGCGGCGGGAACUCGAGCUAUUGUGACACGGGCUGCCAAUCCGAAUUCGGUUCCUGCUAUUCGACAAGCUCGUCGACAAGCUCAUCAACAGGCCCGUCAACGACCGCAUCGACAGACUCGUCAACAACCUCGUCGGCAGCCUCAUCGACAGGCUCCUCCCUCAGCACCGGCGCCAAGGCCGGAAUCGCGGUCGGAUCUAUCAUCGGUGGGCUUGGAGCUAUAGGGCUUCUCGCUUGGCUUUUGAUACGAAGAAAAAAUGCCAAAAAGCCGUCGUCGCUGGAAAAGAUGGAUAGCGGUGCGGGGAUACAUAAUGACGGGGCGAGAUAUGAGAUGCAUGAGCAGCCCCUUGUUGAGUUGCCUGCUGGUUAUGACAGGGAACAAGACAUGAAGAGGGUUGACGAUCGGGCUGCGGCAGGGUAUGAUGGAGCAUACAGGGGGCAUUAA